Messenger RNA from Nilaparvata lugens (brown planthopper), 1114 nucleotides. RefSeq lists its product as uncharacterized. The transcript is spliced from 3 exons. Lineage: Eukaryota; Metazoa; Arthropoda; Insecta; Hemiptera; Delphacidae. The record is from RefSeq and is a predicted model, not a curated record. The coding region runs from base 31 to 411 and encodes 126 amino acids.
AAAAUCCUGAGCAGCAAUAAUGAUUGCAAGAUGGAUGAUGCGAUUGACAAGCCGUACAUACUUUCUGGGCCAAUACUCAGCGAGAAAAUGAAGGAUGAAGGAGAGUUCGAAUCAGGGGUAUUGAAAACAAGUCGAGGACAUUUCAAAAUAAUCCGAGCAACUGCCGAGCAGUUUGCCAAAUUACAAGAGAGCGAAAAUGUUGUACAUACUGUCAAGGUGCUAACUAAUGAGGACAUGAGCGAAAUUAUGCCACCUUCUCAGCUGUUUUCUGUGGAAGACAUGGAUGGUUAUACUCUGGAGGGAUGUGGCAAAGAAACGCUGACCAUAGUGACGAAGACGGGUGAAGUGAGCAUACCUAUAUUCGCCACUGAGGACAGCCUUGGAGACGACAGUCAAUUCCUCAGUACCUGAGUUCGUCGCUCCCUCAAACCGCUACCUCAACCGUCGAGCAUUUGUUCCGCGUGAGUUUUAAUUGAACAGUACCAGGUGAUCUGGAUAACGCUAGACCAUACCCAUACAAAACGUUGAUAUUUCCUUUAAAACUAAUGUUGAGUGUGAUAUUUUAGCAAGCAAAGCCUUUUAACAGAUGAAGCAAUAAUAUUAUUCUUAUAGGAAACAUACGAUAUUAUAAAUAGAGGCCUGAUAUUCAAUCUUAGAUUAGAUUGAAUUCUGUCAUGAAUGCCUGUAAUUAUGAAACACCUGUAAUUGAAAUUAUGAUAUUCUUGAUAUGAUUAAUUUACUAUGAUAUUAUUAUCUUAUAUACAGUAAUUACAUGGAAUUCGAUGUUUGUGAUCAACUAAUUCUCAUUUUAAAUAGAGGCCUGAUAUUCAAACUUAGAUCAGAUUUAAUUCUGUCAUAAAUAUCUAUAAUUGAAUCGUUUAUUUCAGAAACCCGUCAAGUGUGGUUUUGAAAAUUCCCAAGCAGCAAGGGAAUGAGUAGAAAAGUACUUAAAAAGUUGUUUUUAAUCGUUGAAAAUCAUAAAAAAUUAUAGAUAUUCAUCUAUAAAUCAUUUACAAUUAAUGAACUUGGCAAAAUAUUAAUUUUAGAAUCAUUUACAGAGCUCUUAUAAUGAUUCUGAAAAAUUUUAAAAUGAUUAAAAUUACUUUUAAACCUA